AUGGAGCCGCCGGCCAAGAAGGCGCGCGUGCUCAAGACGCAGGCCAGCACGUGGCCGCGGAAGGAGAUGGCGCCGGUCGUGGCCUCUCAGGCGGCCAUUCGCUUCCAGUGGAUCGACAUCAGCAUGUACGACGGCGAGCCGCUGGCCGAGAACCCGUUCUCGCGAACGCAGCCGAUCCCGGGGCCGCGCACCGGAAGCACGUCCAUCAUUCGCCUUGCGGGCGUGACCGAGGAAGGCCACAGCGUCAUGGCGCAUAUCCACGGCUUUGUGCCCUACUUUUACGCGUCGUGCCCGGACGGCCUCAAGGCGGCGGACUGCGGCCUCGUGCGCGAGGCGCUCGACGCCAUCGCCAAGAAGAACCCGUCGGACGCGACCGCGAUCCAGGGCGUCGAGAUCGUCGAGGAUAUGAUGUCGCUGUACGGGUAUCAGUUUGAGAAGAAGGUGCGCCUCAUCAAGAUCUACUUGAGCCUUCCGCAUCUGGUCCCGCGCGUGCGGUCGGCGCUCGAGUCGGGCGCCGUGCACAUUCCCGGCGUUCCCUCGCGAUCGUACCAGACGUACGAGUCGAACGUUCCGUACAUUCUUCGGUUCAUGAUCGACAACAACGUGCAAGGCUGCAACUGGGUCGAGAUGCCGGCGGGGACGUACCGCGUCCGGCCACCGCACAAGCACGUGUCCAACUGCCAGCUCGAGCUUGACGUCGUGUACAUGAACAUGGUGAGCCACCCGCCGACGGGGCAGUGGGGCAAGCUCGCGCCAUUGCGCAUCCUCAGCUUUGACAUUGAGUGCAUGGGCCGGACCGGCCACUUUCCCGACGCCGAGGAGGACCCGGUGAUCCAAAUCGCCAACGUCGUAUGGGAGCAAGGCGCCGAGCACCCGCUUGUGCGCAACGUCUUUGUCCUCGGCACGUGCAAGCCGAUCGUUGGCGCCCACGUCAUUGAGUUUGAGACCGAGUCGGCGCUCCUCGAGGCGUGGGCCGCCUUUGUGCGGCAGGUGGACCCGGACAUUCUCACGGGCUACAACAUUGACAACUUCGACAUCCCGUACCUCAUGAACCGCGGGAAGGCGCUCAAGCUCAGCCCGCAGUACGCGUGCUGGGGCCGGCUCAAGAACAUUGCCAACAUUAUGGAGAAGAAGGCGUUCCAGUCCGCGGCGUACGGCAAGAGCGACAACUACCGCACGACGAUGCACGGGCGCACGUCGUUCGACAUGCUUCCGAUCAUCCGGCGCAACCAGCAGCUCUCGUCGUACUCGCUCAACUCGCGCGGCUCGGACGACGACCGCCACCGGUUGGCCGUCUACUGUCUCAAAGACGCGAUGCUGCCGCUGACGCUCCUCCAGAAACUCAGCUACCUCGUCAACUACGUCGAGAUGGCGCGUGUCACGGGCGUCCCGCUGGACUUUCUCAUCGAUCGCGGCCAGCAAAUCAAGGUCUACUCCAUGUUGCUGCGCAAGUGCCGCGAAGCGUCCUUGGUCGUGCCCAACCUCCCGCGGUCCGGCGCGGGCGACGACGCGGGCUACGAGGGCGCGACCGUCAUCGAGCCCAUGAAGGCGUACUACACGAUGCCGAUUGCGACGCUGGAUUUCGCGUCGCUCUACCCGAGUAUCAUGCAAGGCUACAACCUCUGCUACUCGACGCUCGUGGCGCCCGGCGACGUCGGCAACCUCCCACCGGAUGCGUACGAGACGUCGCCGUCCGGUGACGUGUUUGUCAAGAGCGCCACCAAGAAGGGCAUUCUGCCGCUCAUUCUGGAAGAGCUUCUGAGUGCCCGCAAGCAAGCCAAGCGCGACAUGGCGACGGCGCCCGACGCGAUGACCAAGGCCGUCCAGAACGGCCGGCAGCUCGCGCUGAAAGUGAGCGCCAACUCGGUGUACGGCUUCACGGGCGCCAACGUUGGCCAGCUGCCGUGCAUUCCGAUCGCGUCGUCGGUCACGGCGUAUGGUCGCCAGCUCCUCUUCAAGACGCGCGAAGAGGUCGAGCGCGUCUUCACGGUCGCCAACGGCUACAAGCACAACGCCCAGGUCGUCUAUGGUGACACGGACUCGGUCAUGGUCAAGUUUGGCGUCUCGACGGUCGAGGACGCCAUGCCAUUGGCCGAAGAAGCCGCGCGCAUCGUGUCCGACAUCUUCCCCAAGCCCAUCAAACUCGAGUUCGAGAAGGUUUACUAUCCAUACUUGCUCAUGAACAAGAAGCGGUACGCUGGCUUGCUCUGGACCAGAGCCGACAAGUUUGACAAGCUCGAUACGAAAGGCCUCGAGACCGUCCGGCGCGACAACUGUCUCCUCGUGCGCCGCAUGGUCGAGACGAUUCUCAAAAAGAUCUUGAUCGAGCGCAACGUCGACGCCGCGAUCACGUAUACUAAGGGCAUCAUCUCGGACUUGCUCCAAAACAAGGUCGACGUGUCGCUCCUCGUCAUCACGAAAGGCCUCAGCAAGACGACCGAGUCGGCGGACUACAAGGCCAAACAAGCGCACACAGAGCUCGCGGCGCGCAUGAAGAAGCGUGACCCGGGGUCCGCGCCCGUGCUCGGCGAGCGCAUUGCGUAUGUCAUUAUCGACAAGGGCAAGAACACGCCGCUGUACGAAAAGGCCGAGGACCCGGUGUACGCGCUGACCAACAACGUGCCGAUUGACUGCGACUACUACCUCACCAACCAGCUCCAGAACCCGAUCGAGCGCCUCUUCGAGCCCAUCAUUGGACUUGCCAAGGUCAAGAGCGACCUCUUCGCUGGCGACCACACGCGCAAGCGGUCCAAGCCGGGUCUUGUGCAGAAUUCCGGUGGGAUGAUGAACUUUGCCGUGAAAAAGGCCAAGUGCCUCGGCUGCAAGGCGCCGCUGAACGGCGACGGCGCGCUCUGCGCUGCGUGCCUUCAAGACGAAGCCACGGUGUACGCCAAGCAGCUCAACGUCGUCGUGACGGCCGAGGCGCAGUUUGCGCGGCUCUGGACGCAGUGCCAAAACUGCCAGGGCAGUUUGCACCAAGAAGUGCUCUGCAAGAGCCGCGACUGCCCCAUCUUUUACAAGCGCAUCAAGGUCCAGAAGGAGCUCGGCGAGGCGCAGCAGGCGCUCGAGCGCUUUCAGUACGAGUGGUAA
Saprolegnia parasitica CBS 223.65 is the source of this 3090-nucleotide messenger RNA. RefSeq lists its product as hypothetical. The coding region runs from base 1 to 3090 and encodes 1029 amino acids. The transcript is spliced from 4 exons. Gene Ontology annotation, cellular component: delta DNA polymerase complex. Gene Ontology annotation, biological process: DNA replication proofreading; base-excision repair, gap-filling; nucleotide-excision repair, DNA gap filling. Gene Ontology annotation, molecular function: DNA binding; DNA-directed DNA polymerase activity; nucleotide binding. NCBI's taxonomy places the organism in Eukaryota, Oomycota, Saprolegniomycetes, Saprolegniales, Saprolegniaceae. The record is from RefSeq and is a predicted model, not a curated record.